ACGUUUGUUGAGUCGCGCUGUGUUUUUCCUGUCUUGGUCUGCAGGGGGCGGUGUGAGGACAUGGGGCAGACGGAUGAACACAAGCCCUCGAAGAAGGUGAAACAUCGCCCCUUGAAUGCAGGGGCCCCAGAGAAGGAGGCGCAUGGCGAGAGCGCGGAGGGCCGGGCCGGGAGAGGAGAGGCUAGCCAGCAGGGCCCAGGCCCGGCUCAGCUCAGCGUGGACAAGGCGGACCUGUCUCUGCUGGUCACCCCUGUUUCGCUGCUGGAGCCCGGGGCGCCAAAUGCAGACGCUGCCCAGCUGUCCUUGUGCAUGGCCAAGAGAGCACUAGAGUCUGAGGAAGGCUGGAGCAGAGCCCAGAGGUGUGAGUUCCAGAAGACCCUCUACAUCCUUCCCCCGACAACACCCCCCGCCUUUCCACCUGCGUUUGUCGGAGAGGAGGGCUUCGAGGGGGGCCAGGUACCCCGGUUUCGGGACCCAGGCGGGUACCCCAGUCAGCUGCGCUCCCCUGUCUGCCUCACCAACCAUCUGCUGAACCCUGACUUUCUGGCACCCCCUUACACCCCGCCACCCAUGCUGAGCCCCCUGCGCCCGGGCACUGGCCUGUACUUCGGCACGCUGACGCACACCCCGCCGAGCCGGCCGCUGUCGGGCACCUACACGGCGACGCUAGAUGCAACGGAUGGGAUUUUCCUCGUUAUGGAUGACACCAUCAUCACCAUAGAGCCGCGCAUCAACGUGGGCGUGCGCUUCCAGGCCGAGAUCCCGCCCCUCUGCAGCCCCCUUCUUGUGCUGCAGGAGGAGCACCCCGCCCAGCUGGUCUGGACCCCCUGGGGCGACAUUUCCCACAAUGCAGUCACGCAGCAUCGGGUGACGGAGUUCUUGGAGUUGUGUUGUUGCAGUGCGAUGCCAGGAGGGGGCACUAAUACAGAGCUGGCACUCCACUGUCUGAACGAGGCACAGGGGAACAUCCUGACUGCUGUGGAACUGCUGUUGAUGCAGGGAGCCCGGCGCUCUCCCUCACACCCGCUGUGGGACUACCACUAUGCAGGCUCAGACCACUGGAGCUCCCGAGAGAAGAAGCUGUUCUGCAAGGCUCUGGCCACCUACGACAGGGAGUUCCAGCUCAUUCACAGCAUGCUGAAGAGUAAGUCGGUACCUCAGUGCGUGGAGUAUUACUACACCAUGAAGAAAAAGAAGAAAUUCAAGCGGCGCAGUCGAGAAGCCCAGCGACAGCAGGGCUACUCUAGGAGGGAGUCCCCAUGCAGCCCCCAGAAACCAGGAGUAGAGGGAACAGGGAGCCCCCAGAAGAGCAUGGAAAGACAGUGCAGGCUGCCAGGGAGCCGGCCUGCUGCGGGGGGCGCUAGGAAGCACUCCUGCAAUGCGUGUGACAUUGACACUGGAAACAUCAAGAGCCGGAGUUCUCACCUGAAGGUUCAGCAGCAGCAGGAUAGUGUGUCCCCUUCUUGGAACAGCUGGAUUAACCAUGACCAGGAGGAAGAGGAGGAGGAGGCAGGGCUCAGUCCCGGCUCAGAUGUCACAUGGAGCCCCUUCUUCCUCCAUCAAAGCAUCCUGUUCAGAGUCUGCCCAGCAACCCCUGGGUAUUUAACAGCUCCAAACCAAACUGCAAGGCGGGCACCUGCAGUAUGGAGAGGACCUGUGCACUCCAGCCUCUGAUGCCUUCUGUCGGAGCCUUACAGGGGAAACAGCACCAGUUGGGGGGGGGCCCUCGCUGGCAGCCCUGAAGAAUCAGGGGGGCCCUCCCUGUCGAGGGCCAGGCAAAGGCCUUGGUGGAAAGCUAUUUUCGGAGGUGUGUACGCACAGGUCCUUACCCCCUUCCCAGCACCGCGGAGAGAAUCACAGCAGUAAUCUUGACAGACUGACACCUGGAGACCUGGAGGUUGCCAGACGGGUAGGAGGGCAAGGGGAGAUGUAUUUUAAAAAAAAAUAGGCAGCUCUGUUUUUGUAGGAAGAGGAUUAGUCCUUUUCAAAACACCCUACAUUUGUAUUUGGAAGUGAUAUUGCUGCCCAGUUCUACUGUUAGUGUAAACCAGUUGUAAUGCAGGGAAGACAGAACUCCAGAAGACCAGAUAUCUGGUAUAUGCCCAUGAAUCUCCAAGACACUUUUCCUGGUUUCCUGGAAGAACAUACAACUUCUGGCACUGUCCACACAACACAGCCUGCAGUGCCUUUCCAAAGUACCUGCUCCGCCAGCACUGGCAGUCUCCAUAAAACAUCAUCUUUUUAACAACAGCCUAAAACUGAAAUAAAUCAAAACAACCAAUUUCCUUAACAAACCAAAUGGUUUGUUGCAUUAAAAACAGAAGUGUGGAAUUUGGCUCUCAAUCUUUUGGGGCUGAGUUGUAAUUCUUUGCUACCACCCAGAAAUCUAUUUGUCGUGUAGGCUUGUUACUUCAUGCAGCGCCUGAAUAGUUCACACAGGCUCUCUGUGAGCAAUCAUAUUGAUCAGGUUGUUCAUUUCACCAAUCAGACCUGGUAAGCAUGUGAUCAAGGGAGUCUGGAAAUAUGUGGCUAUAUAAAUUAACAAAAGACAAAAAGAGACCAAAAACCCGGAUAGCUAAAAUGCACGGAAUAAAAGAUCGAAAUAAAUGACGAUCUCCAGGUUUCUCGGAAGUGCUGAGCUGCUGGUGGAUUCUGGGACAGGUUGACUCUUUAGUUUUAGUUUCCUUCUGUUCUGCAGCAGCUGCAGAGUUUUGCCGCAGUUCCAGCGGUGUCGAGUACGCGCUCUCGGCUCGUCCUGCAGUCUGGGCUGCCUCUCCUGCACGGGGCCACACAUCCCGUGGCAGCGAGAGACCCUCGCCGUCGCCCCCAGCCGGGGACAGGAACUGCAGGGUGUCAACAGAGACACGGGAUUGGCACCGGAAGAGAUGUUCUAGAGAUCAGGAGGCGAUCGAUCACCUCGGCAGGAGAGGGACCGAACAUGGAGUGCCACGGGAAUAGACUACUGUGUGUUGUUUUUUUACCUUGAGAAUUUCAGGACCUUUCUAUGUUGUGAAUCUCUUUUCAUUCCUGUAUUCCAGAUGCCUGUUAUCUCCAUAGCCUUGAUGAAUGUUUAAACCCAGCAUUGGUUCAGAGAGAUCUAAUCUUGUUCAUCUUGUUGAUGCUGAUUCGUUUUGGUUCAAUUUCUUGUUUCUCACUGUACUGUUCUUAACAAAAUAAAUAAUAAUGAGCUCUACGA
Lepisosteus oculatus (spotted gar) is the source of this 3196-nucleotide messenger RNA. The record is from RefSeq and is a predicted model, not a curated record. Lineage: Eukaryota; Metazoa; Chordata; Actinopteri; Semionotiformes; Lepisosteidae.